Pogonomyrmex barbatus (red harvester ant) is the source of this 797-nucleotide messenger RNA. Its product is annotated as PEST proteolytic signal-containing nuclear protein. Lineage: Eukaryota; Metazoa; Arthropoda; Insecta; Hymenoptera; Formicidae. Gene Ontology annotation, cellular component: nucleus. Gene Ontology annotation, biological process: proteasome-mediated ubiquitin-dependent protein catabolic process; protein ubiquitination. The record is from RefSeq and is a predicted model, not a curated record.
GAUGAUUUUGAGUAAUGAUUUUUAGGUUACCUCACGUAUACUUGGCGUGAAUCUGGCUUGAGCUGCGCAUCUAGGAUCUCGACAAAAUGGCAAGGAGAAAUCCCAGCGACGAUUACAGAAAAGGGUCAAGUGUCUACAGAACCGAGGACAGGAGAGAGGAUGAUCGAGGUAGGGACCGCUCACCGCUCAGAAGCGAGGAGCGAAGCGAUACAAAUGAUUGCGAUCCAUCGGAUGGCAAGAAACACAAAUUGGCGUUUGGCUUUGGAAAAAAGACUGGCAAUGAGCAGAAAAAAGGAAUACAGAUUAAAUUAGGUUCUGUUUCCAAGUCAACCACAAAAACAGCAACAGUACAAAAACCAACAGUAGCCUCGGUGUUUAAUGCAGACGAGGAGGAAGAACCAGAGGAGAUGCCGGCAGAAGCAAGGAUGAGAAUGCGAAACAUUGGUCGCGAAACACCGACAUCAGCCGGACCGAAUUCAUUUGGCAAGACAAAACAGGGAUUCUGCGACUCAAAAAAGAUAUUCGAAAAAACAUUGAAGAAAGCAAUGGAGGAAGCAAACAAAUGAUUUUGCGUAUUUAUAUAUAAAUUUGCGAGCGUAUAUCGGAGAAUUAUAAUACUUGUACAUUAAUUUCAUUAGAAAUUUGGUUUUGACAAGUUGAUUAAAUGGCAAGUAUUUUUAUGAAAUGUAAUACAUUGGCAAAAUUCAGAUUUAAAUAGAUUCGCUUUAAGAAUGAGGAUAUUACCUCAUUUACCUGAUAUAUGUAUGAUCGUGUAUAAUAAAUCCAUAUCUAAAGUA